AUGGCAAAAACCAAGAAGGCCCCGGACUCGCCAACCCGCAACCAACCUCGAAGAGCGGUCAGAGAUGGCGUCCAGAAACCCAAGGGCAACCCAGCGCCCAACUUCACCGGCAAGCCUCGGGGCCAUGCCGCGAAGAAAAUCAAGAAGAACCUCAAGGCAAUGCUCAACAAGAAAGUCGACGCCAUGAAUCCCGACGACGUUUGGCUGGAUAAAUCCGGCCUUCUUGGGAUGGGGUCUGCUCUAGGCCAGCCAUCCCCCAUCACAGCCAAGUCACCGAGGAUGGCCAGGAAGGGCAGGAAGAACCGCAAGCGAAACACCCCAAAGACAGAAAAGUUCAUGGAUGACAUCUUGAUGUCCGACGACGAGCCCGAAGACUCACUCCAGCGCUCGGAGCGUUGGAUCCCGGAUAUGGAGCUGCGAAGGCGUCCCAGCGAGAAGCCAGCGCAUAUGCCCCAUGUGCUUUGGAUGUCUUACUAUUUCCUGGACGAGUACAUUUAUCGACAGUCGCUCACUGCUUAG
Molecule: messenger RNA, 519 nt
Organism: Anthostomella pinea
Lineage: Eukaryota; Fungi; Ascomycota; Sordariomycetes; Xylariales; Xylariaceae
Source: the annotation of a GenBank genome assembly